Molecule: messenger RNA, 1896 nt
Organism: Octodon degus (degu)
Lineage: Eukaryota; Metazoa; Chordata; Mammalia; Rodentia; Octodontidae
Gene: F3
Product: coagulation factor III, tissue factor
Exons: 6
Coding region: 187-1056 (289 amino acids)
Biological process (GO): blood coagulation
Cellular component (GO): membrane
Molecular function (GO): protein binding
Source: RefSeq, a predicted model, not a curated record
GGGCGGGCCGGAGCGGCGCGGGCUGAGCGGCGCCGGCGUGCGCGCAGCCCUUUAAAGCGCCCCGGGCGGGGGCUCGGGCAGAUCUCGGGCUCCCCGGACCCCUCCUGCACCCUGGGACCCCAGCAGCCCGAACCCCAGCCUCGGAGUAACGCGGAAUCCGAGCGACCUCGCCUCCAGCCCGUGGACAUGAUGACCCUUGCCUGGCCCCGGCUCCCGCGCCUCGAGACCGCGGUCGCUCGGACGCUCCUGCUCGGCUGGGUGCUGGCGCGGGUGGCCGAUGCUGAAGGCAGUCCAGCUAGAGCGUAUAAUUUAACUUGGAAAUCAACUAAUUUCAAGACAAUCUUGGAGUGGGAGCCCAAACCCAUCAAUUAUGUCUACACUGUUCAGAUAAGCUCUGCAUUAAGAGAUUGGAAAAGCAUAUGCUUCUCCAUAACAGUCACGGAGUGUGACCUCACCAAUGAGAUUGUCCAGGAUGUGCGGCAGACAUACUUGGCCAGGGUCAUUUCCCUCAUGCCAAACAACACCGGUUUUGUUGAGGACGCUCGCUAUAGAAAUUCCCCAGAAUUUACACCCUACCUGGAGACAAAACUUGGACUGCCAAAAAUUGCGAGUUUUAAACAAGUUGGGACGAAACUGAAUGUGACAGUACAUGACACACAGACGUUAGUCAGAAGCAAUGGCACUUUCCUAAGUCUUCGGGACAUUUUUGGCAAAAACUUAAAUUAUAUACUCUAUUAUUGGAAAGCUUCAACUACAGGAAAGAAAACAGCUGUGACAAACACUAAUGAAUUUUUAAUUGAUGUGGAGAAAGGACAAGAUUACUGUUUCCUUGUUCAAGCUCUGAUUCCAUCCCGAAAAGUUAACAAGAAGAGCCCAGAAAGCAUGACAGUGUGUACAAGACAUGAGAAGGGUGUGUUCAGAGAAAUGUUCUUCAUCGUGGGAUUAGUGAUUUUGGUCAUCAUCAUUAUUGUUGUCCUGUCCCUGUUUCUGCACAAGUGCAGAAAGGCCAGAGCAAAGCAGGGUGGGAAGGAGAACUCACCACUGAACAUCGCGUAAAGGAGGUAUUGUCGGAGCUGCAGAGUCCUGCACGUGCUGCACUGCACAGUGACUGAGAACGUCCCAGAGACUGUGCGUAAGCACAAGCGAGUGUGGAGCAUGAGCCUCUGGGCUCAGGAAAUCCUCAUGCGACCUGUCAUUACGGUUACCACUCUGGUUUCGAUAUCAGCAUCACUCACUUUGGAAUGUAACAAACGGUACAACCAAUUCCAGGUUGUAAUUUUUAACACUAUGGCACCUUUUGCACAUAUCAUGCCUUAGAUUGUAUAUUCUGGACUUAAAAAAGAAACUAGGCUUCAGGGCAAAAGCGGUUGAGCAGAUGCCUUAAGAAGUCGAGGGUGGACUUCAGAAGAACUUGGAGGAGGCUGACGUGAGAUGCUUUUGGGAAGUAAAAUGAAAUCGGGUAGACCUUGUUAAUGUACAUCUGUUCUUUUAUAAUACGGUAUUUAGGUUCUUUUGUUUUUCUAGGAGUACUUUUGGAAGUUCAGAGCAAUUGGCAAGCUUUUACGUUACGAGACAUCUAUUUUGGGUACAAGAGACAUCUAUUUUGGGUACUUCUCUAAUAUGCAUUACAGUUUGGCACUUUAACUGACAUAAGUGGUGUAGUAGAACAUCUGACAGACAGCUAACUAUAGCUUUAGAGACUACUAAUGACAAACUACAUAAAGUUCAUGAUUUAAGGUACUUAUAGCUAUGGCUAACAUUGUGUAUAUUUAUGUAAUUUUUAAAAGGUUUUAUAUAUUGGGAUUUUUCUAUUUAUAUAGAUUCUAUUUGUAUAUGUUGAGAUAAUUUAUUCAGUAUACUUUUAUAGAAAUAAAGGUGACUUGGAAAUUGAGAAUA